GUCCGCUCCCGCUCCGCACGAUCACCCUUCUCCCGCGCUCCUUUCCAUUAUCUAGCCAUGCUGGUUCAAGUGCGUCUCGAAUGGAAUUGAGGAUCGCUCCGCACGAUCACCCUUCUCCCGUGCUCCUUUCCAUUCUCCAGCCAUGCCGGUUCAAGUGCGUCUCGAAUGGAGUUGAGGGCAGCCAGCUGUGCACCUGCGCCGAUCCUGGCCAGGACCGCCCUGAGCCGAGGAUUGCUGGAAGCACGCCUUCCUGUCCAAGCCAGCGGGCGUGCACGCGAUCCUGGGUGCAGGAUGGGCCCGGCCAUGAAGGGUGCUCCUGUACAGUGACGUUCCCACAUCCGAUGAGAUGAACCGCCUGGCGCAGUCCAUUCCAAGGCCUCCACCGCCGCAGCGCCCAUGACUCUGCUGCAGCUCGCACGGCCCCGGAGGCCCAGCGAUUCCAGCGCCUGCAGCACGGAGAGCGCUGCGUCGGUCUCGGAGCACGAGAACCUGCCGACGUGCGAGUGCACCCCCAAGCUGCACGGCGUGGGCAGCAUCUUCGAUCUGCUUGUGCAUCCGAGCCAGUCCAGCAGGCUCGAAGAGGAGAGGGCGGUGGCGCAGGCCCUCGGUCUCGAUGAGGACCUGCGCGCCUUCUGGCGGCGGCACGGGGCGUGCUGCCGGCGGGGCCGCGCGCCCGAGGGCCAGGAG
Prorocentrum cordatum is the source of this 687-nucleotide messenger RNA. The record is from the annotation of a GenBank genome assembly. Lineage: Eukaryota; Dinophyceae; Prorocentrales; Prorocentraceae.